Molecule: messenger RNA, 3197 nt
Organism: Ictalurus punctatus (channel catfish)
Lineage: Eukaryota; Metazoa; Chordata; Actinopteri; Siluriformes; Ictaluridae
Gene: osr2
Product: odd-skipped related transciption factor 2
Exons: 4
Coding region: 599-1534 (311 amino acids)
Biological process (GO): embryo development; regulation of transcription by RNA polymerase II; urogenital system development
Cellular component (GO): nucleus
Molecular function (GO): DNA-binding transcription factor activity, RNA polymerase II-specific; RNA polymerase II transcription regulatory region sequence-specific DNA binding
Source: RefSeq, a predicted model, not a curated record
CUGCUUUGUGCUUGUGUGAACAGUUUGGCUAAACGUCAUAAUCAGCUAUACUAGAUGAAACUAGAAGGAACGUAUAAUAGGAGAUUAUUUUCAUAAUAGUUUUACUUUAUUCAAUGGAUUCUAAUUCAUUGAAUAAUAAGUUAUUAGAAACUCUGGCACACUACAAUUCAGUAAAAUGCAGUUUAAGCACAAUAAUCCCAGUCAAUAUAAUGAUUACAGCAUUGCAGGAUAGACUGAAAAAAAUCCAUUUCAGGAGCACUUCAUAUUAGCUGAAACUUUAGGAGGUGUGAAUAUAUAAGAAAUGUCAUUCUGAGGGGAGAAAAAGAAGAUGAAAGCAGCCCCCCAGACUGCAGCAAGAUGAGUGAGUGAGGGGGAGUAUAACCACAGCAGGGCAGAUCAACCCACCACCAUCAUGGACGACAUCCUGUCUCACCAUGCGCCUGUUGCUUUCUCUCUGUCUCUGAAACUGGAGAAACAGUUCUUCACUUUGCCUGAAGCAGAAUCCACCUCAGCAGUCAGAGAACACUCUCUGCCACCCAACCCACCCCCAUUGUCAUUCGUCUAAAGGUCCUUUUAGAGAUUGGUGAUCGAUUGGAAAAUGGGGAGUAAGACUCUGCCGGCCCCCAUCCCACUACAUCCGUCCCUCCACCUUUCCAACUACGCUUUCUUACAGGCAGAAAAUAGGCCGACUUUACCUCACGCUGACCACAUUCAAGGACUCUACGGCCUCAGGACGGUGCAGACAAUGCAAAUGAACCACUGGACUUUGGGCUACACUCACAUGCAGGGACUCCGAUCAACCAUCACUGAAAUGUCAGCUGCGCAGGGCCUCACGGAUCUUCGAUUCACGUUCCCCGCGUUACCGUUCACUGCACACUUCUUCCACCCCAAACAAGGAACUAUAACUCACGGAAUUCCAGCCCUACAUAAAGAUAGACCCCGGUUUGACUUUGCUAACCUUGCCAUUGCGGCUACACAAGAGGAAGAGUGUAAGACCUAUGACCUGUUAAAACUCACAGCAGGUCUCGGCGGCCAGAGCUCAGAAAUAAACAAACUGUCACCAAACAGAAAGCCCCCACGCGGGAGGCUUCCAUCAAAAACCAAAAAGGAAUUCAUUUGUAGAUUUUGUGGAAGAAACUUUACAAAGUCCUACAACUUACUUAUACAUGAGCGCACGCACACAGACGAGAGGCCUUACACCUGCGACAUCUGCCAUAAAGCUUUUAGAAGACAGGACCACCUCCGUGAUCACCGAUACAUCCAUUCCAAGGAGAAACCGUUCAAAUGUCAAGAAUGUGGAAAGGGAUUUUGUCAGUCACGGACUUUGGCAGUUCAUAAAACAUUGCAUAUGCAGGAGUCUCCUCACAAAUGCCCCACAUGCGGAAGAACCUUUAAUCAAAGAAGUAAUCUGAAAACUCACCUUCUCACCCAUACAGACAUCAAGCCCUACUCCUGUGAGCGCUGCGGAAAGGUGUUUCGGCGCAACUGUGACCUGCGACGGCAUAGUUUGACACACACGCUCCACCGGGACUAGGCCGCACAGAUAGCCCUACUAUUUGUGGACAAAUUUAUUGGACAGAACAUGAGACUCAAAGAAAGGAUAGCUGGAAACUUCGUGAUGCUGAAUUUUUUACUACAUCUUCAAAAGCGGUUACUGAAGAUGAAUGAAUGAAUAUAUUAUAUAAACCGUGUUAAAAAUGUGGAUGUUUGUUGAAAUGAAUGGUAGAAAUAAAGCUGAAGGUCAAGACGGUGAUCUAGGUAUAUCAUGGCACUUCUCAAGGGAUUAUUAAAAUAAUUAGACUAAUUAUUUCACUUCUCUAUAUAUUCUUUAUAUUUUUGUGAAAGCCUGUAACAGGAUAAUGAAUGCUUGUGCACUGUAAGCCCAGAUAAAAUCAUUGUGCUUAAAAAACGUAACCCGUUAGCAUAAAAAAAGUUCAGCACUGAUGAACAAACAAAAAUGUAUACGUUGUGUUAUAGGGUACUUAAGAUACGAAAUUGCACUACAUUGAGUUUUCUGUAAAACAACCUAACACUGUAUGUUGGAAUAACUUAAAUGUACGAUAACUAAUAACUUUAGGUUAAUGUCAUUUAAAACUGAUUCAAAUCAUUUGAAUUAUCCAAACUCGAUUGUUUUGUUUCAAGCUGGCGGUACUGGUGGUAGAAAUGUGCGAGUCUCGAAGCACAAGCUGUCUGCAUCUUCACGUAGGUAGGUACUGAAAUAAGUUCGCGGUAAAUAAUCCACCCUACCCUAAAAUGAAAGCUAAUAAAACUAAUCAUUUUAGCGAUUUGUUUGUUGAUGUAUUUCCAUUUGGGAAAGCGCGUAUAUGUGUGAGUUAGACGCAACUGGUGUAGUCUAAGGGGUAGCCACGUAUACAGUAAUUAGACUGCUGACAUUGUUUACUGCUGACAAUAACGAAUCAUCCAUUUGGAAACAGCAUCUCUAGGCCGAGUUGUUUAUUGAUUAUUCAGUUUUUAUUUAAAAAAAAAAAAAAAAAAAAAAAAAACUUUUUCGAAAUGUUUCACUUAGUAGCCUAUAAAGUGAAGUUUGAUAUAUGAGUAACGCCUAUCUUUAAUAACAAGGUACCAAUGCUUAGACACCCGCAGACCUCAUAUUCCACUUGGUUCUGAAUUAUUAGGUAACAGGCUAUGACACAGUGGUUUUGCAUCAUGAACAUUGUAGCCCAUAAUAAGCAUCUCAGAGGCUGUUGCCGGAUGAACAAAUAGAUUAUUACGACAGUUUAUUAACCAUAAAUCAUAACAUAUCUAGCUUCUGAAGCAGACACAAACUAUCAGCAGUGUCGGUUAGUGAAAUACAAUAGUCUUACACUGCGCUUUCAUCAAAGCUGUUUGCACCGCGUAUUUGAACCGUCCUAUGGGCCCUACUGUUAGAAACGGGAAAUAACUAUACACCUUGUUUAAACUUUAAUGAGCGGGAGACAAACGUACAUUUGGAAUUUAAGUAGGCUAUAACCACCAUGUUUUUACCUCUGGUUCCCUGUGGCAGAGAUCUAAAAUACAACUUAAAUUUCGAAAAAGAUUAAAACGAAUUUAAAAACUAUUUAGGACUAUUUUAAGCUAUAUGUUCAGCUGGGUCCUACUGUCUGUUACGGGCUAGGCUAAAACGAGUAAGAAUCCCUUACACAUGUCAAAUAAAGCUAUUUGGGAUUUUGAAUCUUAAGCCAAACAUUUACAUUACA